GCUUUCGCCACCACAGUCCGGCAUCGCGUCGUGUAUCGCGCACACAUAGAGCUAUCUCCCGACUCGCUUUUUACCCUACCUCAAUAUGUCGAUAAGAUUCGGACGCAGUGGCAAAGGCUACGACAGCUCCCAGGUCAUGAAGACCGCCGAUGACGACUGGAGACAAGUCGCCGAUCUCGCCGAGCGUCGAAAAAUCCAGAACCGUCUGGCCCAGCGCAACUACCGCCGCAAGCUCAAGGAGAGACUCGAGGAGCUCGAGAACCGGGCAGGCGGUUCCUCGGUGAUCUCCGCUACUAGCACCAACACCACCGCCGCGAAGCCUGCCAAGCAACAGCAGCAGAGAGCCACUGCACCUAGCGGAACAACUUCGGGCCGUGUCACCAAGCGGACUCGCGCCAACAGCGCACGGACCAUCCGCACCAAGCCCGACGAGUGGAGGUUGCAACUGCCCCGCACCCGAUCUGCCGAGCCUCGAUCAGCCACCACCGCAUCCGAUACCUCGCCCACCACCCCGACCGCCCCCGCCUUCCCCUUCUCCGCGUCGCGCUCGGCCUCGAGGAACUACUACGCAGGCGACUUCGGCCCCCUGUUCACCAAUGUCGAUGCCCGAUCCGUCGAGGCCACUUCGGGCGGCUUCCAGGCCGGCUCCUGGGGCCAACACCACAACCAACACCAACACCACUACGCCCACAGCGACUACCUCAGCAGCUCCCCGGAGCUCGGCUGCACCUCGCCGCGCCAGAUCAUCGGCUACAGCUCGCUCGACCAGCCCACAUCGUACGGCGCCGAGCUACCCCAGCUCGCCUCGGACUACUCGCCCAACCCUGCGGCGAACACGAACCCCUACCACGUCAACUCGGCGAUGGUCCGGGACCAGUUCUACCUCUCGGUGAACUACAACAAAUUGAUCAACGCUACCCGACAGGUGGGAAAGCUGCUCAACAUGGACGAGGAUGAUAUUUUCAGGGAGGAAUCAGUGUCGCCGUUCAACCGCCAGGAACCAUGGGUUCUGCCUGAGAGUGCCGCGGACUUGCAGCCUACAGAGAGGCAGUUGUCGGUGCCCCACCAUCCCUACAUCGAUGUCCUGCCCUUCCGGGAGAUCAGGGACUUCAUGCUAGAGUAUGCGCAGGAGGGCGUCCGCACGGGUGACUAUCAGGAUGAGGAGAGGAUCUGCUCGGAUGUGCAUGAGAACUGGGGGGUCUGGGGCGAAAGCCCUUUCGAGAGCCGCAGCUAUGAGGCCGGCGAGGAGUUUAUUAGGUGAGGAGUUUUACUUCUUGGGUCUUGCAUUUUGUUUUUUUUUACCUUUUG
Tricharina praecox is the source of this 1308-nucleotide messenger RNA. RefSeq lists its product as uncharacterized. The transcript has a single exon. Gene Ontology annotation, biological process: regulation of DNA-templated transcription. NCBI's taxonomy places the organism in Eukaryota, Fungi, Ascomycota, Pezizomycetes, Pezizales, Pyronemataceae. Bases 86 to 1261 code for a protein of 391 amino acids. The record is from RefSeq and is a predicted model, not a curated record. Gene Ontology annotation, molecular function: DNA-binding transcription factor activity.